AUGGCGUUAAAAUUUGUGCAGGUGAAUCUUAACCACUGCCUCGAUGCUCAGGAUCUCUUGUUUCAGAGCAUGGCGCAGUGGUCGGUACAUGUGGCUAUCCUCUCCGAGCCCUACCAUAUCCCCCAAAGGGACAAUUGGGCUGGGGAUCACGAUGACACGGCGGCGAUAAUUACCCAAACAGCUGCUGGUUCACCGCCUUUCGAAAAGGUGGAAAAAGGGAAGGGAUUCGUGGCCGCGCUCCUCGGUGGCAUCACAGUGGUCAGUGUUUAUUUCUCGCCCAAUAGGAGUGUGGCCGAAUUUAAAGCCUUUUUAUUAGAAGUAGGAGCGGUCAUCGGUCGCUGCAAUCUGGGUCCCGUGCUUGUUGCGGGUGAUUUUAAUGCCAAGUCUGUCACAUGGGGAUCACCAGCAACGGAUGCACGUGGGCGGGAACUAGAGGAGUGGGCGGUUGCGGCUGGCCUGGUUGUUGUCAAUCAGGGGUCUAUCAACACAUGUGUGCGGCAAUAG
This is a messenger RNA of Cydia strobilella, 504 nucleotides long. RefSeq lists its product as uncharacterized. The record is from RefSeq and is a predicted model, not a curated record. The transcript has a single exon. Gene Ontology annotation, molecular function: catalytic activity. Lineage: Eukaryota; Metazoa; Arthropoda; Insecta; Lepidoptera; Tortricidae. The coding region runs from base 1 to 504 and encodes 167 amino acids.